Molecule: messenger RNA, 1891 nt
Organism: Durotheca rogersii
Lineage: Eukaryota; Fungi; Ascomycota; Sordariomycetes; Xylariales; Xylariaceae
Exons: 6
Coding region: 342-1424 (360 amino acids)
Source: RefSeq, a predicted model, not a curated record
UCUAAUAGCUCAAAAUAUAUCCAAAUAGGACAGGUAAGCAUUAUUGGAGUAGAUACCGUGGUGUCACCACACCAGUGUAACAUGUUAUAAGGCAUAUUCUCUAAUAUACGGCGGAAACGGUGGCAGAUGCCGAUCCCUUUGCUGCCACGUUCCACGGCUGGCAAGUCCUGGUCGAUCAAGUAGAAAGGGAUAAAUGCAUUAUUAAUCUCAACUCGUUUCUGCUCCUCGCUUUUUCCUUUCUCAGCCCUCGAAUAAGUAUUAUUACUUUUACACAAGCGCUAGACAUCAGGACAAAUGAUCGGCCAUCGUUUCUAAAGUGCGAGUUGAGAGGGAACGCUAUUAUGGCGUGGAACGUCGCCAAUUUUGUUGCUCUUGCAGUGGUGUUUGCACUUCUCGCCGUCAUCUCAGUCAUUCUGAGAUUUUGGGCUCGAACUAUUACGAAGGUUACAUUCGGCGUGCACGAUGCCUUAAUAAUCCCCGCAGCGUUGCUCGUUGUGGGAAUAGGAGUGGCCAUGAUUGUUGGGGCAUGUAUUGGGGAGAUGGCACAGCAUCAAACCAACGAAAUCGGUCCCCAAGGGCCAAUAUUCACAGAGGGGCUUAAGAACUAUGAGAUAUGCAAUUAUGUUCUUCAACUUCUCCCAUUGGUCUCUUUGGGACUGAGCAGGACUUCCGUCCUAUGUUUCUACCGGAAGAUCUUCCAUAUCCACCAACGAUUCUUAGUUGUGAACACUAUUUUGAUAGUAUUCGUCGUGGCAUGGACGGUAUCGUUCUUCUUCGCAACUGUGUUCCAAUGCAAGGAUCCGGCUACUAUCUGGACAACGUUCGAAUACGAGAGAACGAACUGUGUCGAUACCAUAUCGUUCUACUACGCCGUAUCGAUUUCAGGAUUUAUUACAGAUAUCUUGAUAUUGAUAUCACCACUUCCAAUCAUAGGGAAACUGAAGUUGCCUUUGAAAAGUCGGAUCGCAGUCGCAGGCAUACUUCUGCUCGGUGCGGUUGUGUGCGGCGCGGGCAUUGCACGCUUCGUGACGUUCAUCAACAUUGGCCGGGGAAUUGUCGCUAAUAUAAACGACCUUACUUACUUUACUACACCUGUAUUUGCUUGGACCAUGAUCGAGAGCUCGCUCGCCGUGGUUGGCGCAAACCUCCCACUUCUCCGUCCUUUACUUCAGCGGAAAACCUACACAUCCCAGAACUGGUCACUGCUUCGUUCCUGGCGUCCUAAACGCUCUCUCAUGGACUAUCGUGGCCAUAUUAGUCUUGACAGCUUGGCCAGAGAGUCUUUGAAACCUGACGUACAAGUUACGGGAAAGGGGCAACCAAGUCAACAACCCCUUGCGGCGGAUGCGGAAACUCUACGUAUCCAGCAGUUGGAAGCUUCAGGGCGAGGCAUUAUGGUGCAGCACAGGAUCGAAGUAGUGUAGGUAGUUCCACCACGGACGGUGGCUAUGAGCCUUGGAGUGUGGGGAUGGGUUGAUCACACGGUUGGGUAAGCAUCCAACUUGCACAUUAAGUACUUCAAUCGUCGUCGAAGCAAGACUAGGUGCGCGAAAGGUCUGAAUACUCCAUCGCUGUGGGCGUGUUACACCUACCUACCUACUUGAGUUCCCCUGUCCACGGCCACUGACUUUGAACGACCACCCCAAAUCCUCCCCAUCGUCAUCGCCGUCCCAUCCACCUCAGGUGGUCGGCGUGAGACUGGGCAUGGAUAUGCGAUAUGUUGUCAUACUAGUUACCUAGGUAGAUAAUCAUUUGUCAGACAAGGCCGGUCUGUCAUGGAAAGAGGGGGAUAUUGCGGCGGGAAGAUAAGAUAAGCUGGCCGGCGGCGAGCAGCCCCUGGGUUAAGAACCCUGGUCAGGACCCUCUCGCGCGUGGUCUGUGCGGGUUCCCU